AGCUUUGGAGGCCCAGAAAGAGAGAGGGGGGGAUUUCGCGCAAUCUAAGUUAGAGACGGACACAGAUUCUCUCGUCGGAGUUCCAGGGUCCGGAAAAGCGUUGGAUUGGAUCGAAUCGAGGGAGCAAUUCUUUCCGUUCACGGUCGGAUUGGGGAGUUUCUGAGGGCUAGGGCAUGAGAGGAUGGGCUUCGGAGAAGUGGACAAAGGGGACGGUGGCAAGGAAGGGGCGACGACGGUCGCCUGCUCGAUCUGCCUCGAGACCGUGACGAGUGACGGAGAUCGGUCCACGGCCAAGCUUCAAUGCGGACACCAAUUCCACCUAGAUUGUAUUGGCUCUGCAUUUAAUGCCAAAGGGAUUAUGCAAUGCCCAAAUUGUCGAAAAGUCGAGAAUGGCAAUUGGCUCUAUGUAAGCAGUUCACGCCCAUUGCCAGAGCUGAGCAUGGAUGACUGGGCACAUGAUGAAGACCUCUAUGAACUUAGUUAUUCAGAAAUGCCAUUUGGAGUUCAUUGGUGCCCAUUUAGUAGAUUAGCACAGGCUUCGUCAUCAUUUGAGGAAGGGGAAUCUUCUCCGCCUAUUUCUUUCCAGGAUCUUUUGGGACAUCAUGCCAUCUUUACGGAGCAUCUGGCUACCUCAUCAGCGGCUCAUCCAUGCCCAUAUGUGGCUUACUUCCAGCCACUCCAACCUUCAUCUUCCUCAAGUUCCCAUGUUUCCUCUGAAAGUCCUAUUGAUGGUCCUGGAUAUCACCAUCACUGGAGUCACAUUGCUAGGCCGACGGACGUCCAGACUGUUCACACACUACCUCCCCUGGAUCUCCAGUAUCAUAGUUGGCAACAGCAUUCUCUAUCAUAUUCCCCACCUAACAGCCAUUUCAGUGGUGCUGAUCAGGCUUCAGCUUCUUCUGCAACAAUGAGAGCUGCAAGGCUUGAUUCUGAUGGUCUACUGAGGGCAGGGCCUCUUGUUCAUCCCUAUAUUCUUGGCCACACAUCUGGUUCUAGGGGCAGAACCACCAGCUCUUUUGUUCCCUCGCUGGUUCCACCAUAUCUCAGAGCUCAUGGCACCGUUCAUGAUCAUCAAAAUUCCCAAAGCAUACAUGGAACCAUCUUUGCAGGCAUACAGCGAUCAGGAGGUUCGAGGGGUUUGACUUCCUUAGCGCCAACACAGCCCUCUCUGCCAGAUCACGGUGGCUUUUACCUGCUCCCUUCUGCAGGUCGAUCAGGUCGCAAUCUAAUGGAUGCCGAGAACACUGCAGGGAACCACUUCUAUUCUUCAUGGGAAAGGGACCGGUUUGUUCCAUAUCAAUUAUUUCCUGUGGACAGGGAGCCGGGUUGGUGGGGACCUUAUACCCAAUCUACUGGUGCAUCAGAUUCCAGUCACAGGUUAGGUCUGUGGCCUUGGCCAGGCUCUGAGAGGUCAUCAUCCCGAGGCUGGUCAUAGAGCUCGUCUUAUCAGCCUACGCAUCACUCUAAUGCAGUCCAUGUGAGGGCCAAGUUCAUGACAUGCUGCAGAAGCAGUGCUUUGAACUGAAAUGACUUUUAUAUAAGGCUGGGUUGCCUGUUAGAACUGAGACUCAAAACGAUCUUUUUGAAGUAAUUCAGCUGAAAACUUGUUUAUAACUCUUCGGGACUAUGAUAUAGUUUAUGCUUGGAGAUUGCUGGGAUGAUUUUGGGAGAGGUAGGCAAGUUUUAGUUACUUUUAUUGAAUGUCCCAGUGACAAAAAUCAGGAAUGUCAUCCUAAAAUCCAUUGUCUAAACAAAGAAGGGAAUCAUGGUGCUCUUUGAAAUCUGUUUUAAUGCUGAGCUCCUGACAGUUCAUAUUUGGUGAGUACUUUUGCCUUAUUCAAUGCAUGGGCUGAUUGAUUGUUUUA
This is a messenger RNA of Elaeis guineensis (African oil palm), 1865 nucleotides long. RefSeq names its product E3 ubiquitin-protein ligase IPI1. NCBI's taxonomy places the organism in Eukaryota, Viridiplantae, Streptophyta, Magnoliopsida, Arecales, Arecaceae. Gene Ontology annotation, molecular function: ubiquitin-protein transferase activity. The record is from RefSeq and is a predicted model, not a curated record.